This is a messenger RNA of Ictalurus punctatus (channel catfish), 4700 nucleotides long. It is a transcript of the gene prkcbb, whose product is annotated as protein kinase C, beta b. Gene Ontology annotation, molecular function: ATP binding; zinc ion binding; diacylglycerol-dependent serine/threonine kinase activity. Gene Ontology annotation, biological process: protein phosphorylation. The coding region runs from base 367 to 2385 and encodes 672 amino acids. The transcript is spliced from 17 exons. Lineage: Eukaryota; Metazoa; Chordata; Actinopteri; Siluriformes; Ictaluridae. The record is from RefSeq and is a predicted model, not a curated record.
CAGAGCGAUAGAUUGAGUGAACGAAAAGGGAGGGAGAAGAAAGAGUGAGACAGAGACAGAAAAAGCAAGAGAGUGACACAAAUUGAGUGAUGAGGGAGGAGUUUCGGCGCAAAAGUGUUCUGCCAGUUUGGGUGAGAAAGCGGCUCGUGCGGAGCGGAAACUGAAGCUGUGUCUCACACCCCUCGUGCGCUUUCACACUCUGUUAACCGAGUCGCUCGCUGUCGGGUCCGGCCCUGUUUCACACACACACACACACACACACACACACACACACACACACACACACUCUCUCUCUCGUUUAUCGGAGCCGGUAGUGUGUUUGCUGUAGUUUGUUUUCCCCUCCGGUUAACGGUUCGGCGGUGGUCAAUGGCGGACGGCGCUCCGUGCAGCAGUGGCAGUGAUGGCGAGGAGAAGGGCGCGCGCCUCCGCGGGUUCGCGCGACAGGGCGCGCUCCGCCAGAAGAACGUGCACGAGGUGAAGGACCACAAAUUCAUCCCGCGUUUCUUCAAGCAGCCCACCUUCUGCAGCCACUGUACCGACUUCAUCUGGGGUUUCGGGAAACAAGGAUUUCAGUGUCAAGUUUGCUGUUUUGUGGUACAUAAGCGCUGUCAUGAGUUUGUUACCUUCUCCUGUCCUGGAGCAGAUAAAGGUCCGGCGUCAGAUGACCCACGCAGUAAACACAAGUUUAAGGUCCAUACGUACUCCAGUCCGACAUUCUGUGAUCAUUGUGGCUCCCUGCUGUAUGGGCUCAUUCACCAGGGCAUGAGAUGUGAACAUUGUAUGAUGAAUAUUCAUAAGCGUUGUGUUGCUAACGUGCCGAGUCUGUGUGGAACUGAUCACACUGAACGCAGAGGCCGAAUCCAGAUCACUGCUAACAUCAAGAACAACGUACUCACCGUAUCCAUCAAGGAAGGGAGAAACUUGGUUCCAAUGGAUCCGAAUGGCCUGUCUGACCCAUACGUGAAGCUCAAACUCAUUCCUGAUCCGAAAAGCGAGAGCAAACAGAAGACCAAGACUAUAAAGUGCUGCCUGAAUCCGACAUGGAACGAGACCUUCACAUUUAAUCUGAAGGAAUCUGAUAAGGACCGUAGGUUAUCAGUGGAGAUGUGGGAUUGGGAUUUGACCAGUAGGAAUGACUUCAUGGGUUCCCUCUCAUUCGGCAUCUCAGAACUGCAGAAACAAAGCGUGGAUGGCUGGUUUAAGCUGCUGAGUCAGGAGGAGGGCGAGUACUUUAAUGUGCCUGUCCCAGCCGAGGGAGAGGAAGGAAACGAGGAGCUGAGACAAAAAUUUGAGAGAGCUAAAAUAGCUUCUGUCGCUAAGAGGACAGACUCAUCUGUAUCCAAGUUGGAAAAUAAUGGAAAUAAAGACCGGAUGAAGCUCUCUGACUUCAACUUCCUCAUGGUGCUUGGAAAAGGGAGCUUUGGCAAGGUAAUGCUGGCUGAGAUGAAGGGAACGGAUGAGUUAUUUGCUAUAAAGAUUCUGAAGAAAGAUGUGGUGAUUCAGGACGAUGAUGUGGAGUGUACUAUGGUGGAGAAGAGGGUGUUAGCACUUUCAGGAAAACCUCCUUUCCUUACACAGCUGCAUUCCUGCUUCCAGACCAUGGAUCGGCUGUACUUUGUAAUGGAAUACAUUAAUGGAGGAGAUCUGAUGUACCAGAUCCAGCAGGUCGGAAAGUUCAAGGAGCCACAUGCAGUGUUUUACUCUGCGGAGAUUGCCAUAGGGCUGUUCUUCUUGCACCUGAAAGGCGUAAUAUACAGGGAUCUGAAGUUAGAUAAUGUAAUGCUGGAUGCUGAAGGUCACAUUAAGAUUGCUGAUUUCGGGAUGUGUAAGGAGAACAUGCUUGAGGGAGUAACCACCAAAACUUUCUGCGGUACCCCGGACUACAUUGCUCCUGAGAUCAUUGCGUAUCAGCCAUAUGGGAAGUCAGUAGACUGGUGGGCCUUUGGGGUGCUGCUGUAUGAAAUGCUAGCUGGACAGCCACCAUUUGAUGGAGAGGAUGAGGACGAACUGUUCCAGUCCAUCAUGGAACAUCACGUGUCAUAUCCCAAAUCAAUGUCUAAGGAGGCAGUGGCCAUUUGUAAAGGACUGAUGACGAAGCACCCUGGAAAACGUUUAGGAUGUGGCCCUGAGGGAGAGAGAGACAUCCGUGAGCAUGGUUUCUUCCGCUACAUGGAUUGGGAGAAGCUUGAGAACAAAGAGGUUCAACCACCAUUCAAACCUAAAGCUAAAAACAGCCGAGAUACAUGCAACUUUGAUCGUGAGUUUACGAAGAUGCCAACGGAGCUUACACCGACUGAUAAACUCUUCAUCAUGAAUCUGGAUCAAGACGAGUUUCUUGGAUUUUCUUACACAAAUCCAGAAUAUGUCCCUCCAUCUCAGUCAUGAAAAUGAUCCUAGAAAUACCUUACGAAGGGUUUUACCCUCCUGUAGUGUUCAAAAUUUAGCAAUGUUGCAUCCCAGAAGCUGCCCUGGAACGCUCUAGAUUUUAUAGCAAUACAGUUCUCCAUUUUUGUAUCCCAAAAACUCAGGUUUCUGAGAGCUUGCUAAUAUUUCACUCUAAAUUUAUAGUAACUCUAUAAGCUGAGUGAAGUAAAUAACGAAUGAAGCUACUAGUACUAACUGUACCUCUGCUUUAACUAGGGUCAGCCUCUCACCCUGACCUCACACUCCCAGCCUACUCCUAACCUGCAAACCUUGUCCCUCACUGUAUGCCCAUCCUCAAUCAAAUCCCAACCUCGAAACCCCUUCAGCCUAACCCUAGUCUAGUUGCACCCAUCACCACACCUACACCCUUUAAUGUUAACCUGACCAUUACUCUAACACCUCCAACUAUUCUAACUAUUUAAUGACUCGCCCAGAGCCUACCCACCUCUCUAAAACCGCACCAUUCCCACUCCCUGCUCCCCCAUUAAUUUUUAGGCUAUGUCGUUAUUGAUGUUGUCCCGCCCCACCAACAUCUGUGCUCAUGAGCCACUUUUGGAGAGGAUGGAACACGAAAUUUGACCAUGACUAUCUGAGAAUAAUCAUAAAUGUCACAUGAGGUGUGACACUUAAAUUUCCCAAGUUUUCUACUGAUUUACAAUUUUACUAAAUCUGUGAUUAUAAAAAUAUGACCUGGUACUGCAUUUAUGUACAGUUGAUAGGCUACACUGAAAAAUCUUUUAACCAUCUCAAAUGGCACUGUUUGUCUCUAUGCCCUACACUGAACGUCGUAUUACUGUUAAUCUAACAGGGAAUGCAGUAAAUUCAGAAAAAGUGUGACCAAACCCAAACGGGCAAUUUAAAAAACAAAAACAAAAACAACACCAUGCUCAAUUAUUCAUCCACGGCUCAUUAUUUUCCCCCUCUGCAUUUUUGCUCUGUUUGAUCGUGGCACGUCGGGCUGAUGUUUAAUUCACCAUCUCAAAACUCAUUAUGCAAGAAAGAUCAUUAUCUCCCUCUGGAUAUGAUAUUGCUGAGUUUUCACAAUCUAUUCACUCAGUACAAGCUAAAGACAUUCAAAAAUCAAUAUAGUAAAUGUAUAUUGAGUUUAUAUAGUCAGUUUAUUCAAUUUAUUAUGAAUUAUAAAUCGUAUUUUAGCAAGAACAAGAAAGACAGGGAUGGAGAGUGAGAGACGGGUAGAGGUUGAGAAAAAAUGAAAGGCAUAAAGAAGCAGAAAGUGAUUGAGAGAGAGACAGGUAGAGAAACAGAUGAUGGGGCACAAAAAAGACAGUGACAGAGAUGGAGGAAGAGAGGGACAGCAUGAGAGGCAGACAGAAAGCAAGGCGAGAAUAAAAAGACAAAAAAUUGGCAGAGAGACAAACAGCGAAACAGUCCGACAAACAGAAAAACUGAAAGAGAUAUACUGAUAGGAGUGAAGAAAAAAACAAUCCCUCAUGUCCUACAAACAAGUGUUUUCUGGAUAUUCAGUAGGUUACAUUAGUUUGAAUACUAACUUGCAGUGCAUUGUGGGAUUUUCCGAGUACACUGAAUAUUCUUUUGUUCGUCACUAUGCUAUAGACUGCAUAACAUAAUUACAACGCUUCCAGCGUAGUGCACUAUGUAGUGCACAAGGUGUGUUUGGGAAUAUACGAAAGGAUUAAAAUCAUUACUAAAUAGUUAAAUAAGAUAUUUCACUUUGACAUUUGCAUGACUUCUAUAGUUUUCAUCGAUUCUCUGACAGCUGAGUACACUGCCUGUGUAAAAAAAAAUAUAUAUAUAUAAAAUUAUCAAAUGUAGGUAGAAUUGUAUCAUUUUAGCUAUCUUAUAAUUAGAGUCUGAAAUAGAACGUGUAUCAAUGAUAAAAUUUCUCAUCUUGUAGCAUUUAGUUUCUGAAUAUAAUGUACAUUUCUGUAUAUUGUUAUGAUUUCCAAUUGUGUCUCCAUUUGAUUGUUUUGAGUUUAAUAUGCAUUUAACUAUGUACAUUUGUUUACAUUCGUUGUGUAUCUUAGAAUGAUAUGAAGAUCAUUUGCACACUAACCUCCUGAAGACAUGUGGACAAAAAUGGUCCAUAAAAUAAGGCGAAUGUGUGUGUGUGUGUGUGUGUGUGUGUGUGUGUGUGUGUGUGUGUGUGUGUGUGUGUGUGUGUGUGUGUAGAGGUGCAUAGUAAAUAGUAACAUAAUCUCAGAGCUAUUCAAUAAAUUAAUAAAUGCAAUCAAUGUAUUGAUUAAUAAAAUGAUGUUACUGAUGUUACUAAGCAUUUAUAAUUGUUAAUGUUUUAU